Seminavis robusta is the source of this 1074-nucleotide messenger RNA. NCBI's taxonomy places the organism in Eukaryota, Bacillariophyta, Bacillariophyceae, Naviculales, Naviculaceae. The record is from the annotation of a GenBank genome assembly.
AUGACUUCUCUACUAAUCCAAAACCGCGUAACGGCGGCACUUCGCGGCGCCUUUGUAGCCGACGCGGCGUCCAUGGGGACGCAUUGGAUCUACGAUCCUGCCGAGAUGCUAAAGACGGUUACCAGCGUGGAGACUCCCGAGUUUCGCGACCCUCCUUCUCCCAAGUAUUAUUCGGCUACCGAUUUCCCUGGUCAUUACCAGAACGGCAUGUUGAGUCCGUAUGGGGAGCAGUUGCUCUUUGUGACGGAGCAUGUUGCUUCUACAAUGGACCUUACAGGCGACGCGAUGAGCCAGGAAAUGUUCCAAUGGGCCACUACGUUUGGAGGAAGACCGGAUCACGCAUUGACCACCUUUAUCGACAAUAUAAAAGCCGACAAGAAAUUUCCCGAGUGUGGCGCCGACGACGACCAAGCCCACAUUUACAUGAAGGUGGUCCCAGUGGUGGCGCGAUACCACGGAAAGCCGGAUCUUGUGGACCGCCUCAGCCAAGCCGUUCGCGUCCACCAAAACAAUCAAAAAGCCGUUGCCUUUGGCAUUGCCGCCGCUCGCAUCUUGGAAGCUGUCAUUUUGGGUGCUCCGUUGGAAGAAGCUUUGGAAACGUGUCAGCAAAAUAUCAAGGACGAUUUGGCAAACGCAAACGUCCCCAAUGACGCCCAGGAAGCUUUGAUGGAAGCCUUUCAAAAUGCCAAGACACUGGGUAAGGAAAAAUCAACACUGGACGAAAUCUUGUUGGAGGUCUCCCAUCAAAAAAUGAAGGGCAAUGAGGAUUCCAAUUUUUACGAUUUGGCAGGUCGCAGUUGUGCCUUGCCAGGAUCCUUUAUUGGACCCAUUGCCUUGUUUUACAAAUCGGCGUCCAAUGCUGCUGCCAGCACGACACUAUUUGCUUCGGCGCUUCGAGAGAAUAUUCUUGCUUCGGGAGAUACGUGCAGUCGAUCCGUCUUUAUUGGUGCCGUGUUUGCGGCUCUUGCUGCCAACGAGAAAUCGGACUCUCUGCCAUCUGAUUGGGUCGAAAAGAUGGAUCCGGAGACUCUCAAAAAGGUUGACGCUGCCAUUGGGACUAUUGUGAGCACCUAG